Molecule: messenger RNA, 732 nt
Organism: Solanum pennellii
Lineage: Eukaryota; Viridiplantae; Streptophyta; Magnoliopsida; Solanales; Solanaceae
Exons: 2
Coding region: 1-732 (243 amino acids)
Molecular function (GO): nucleic acid binding; RNA-DNA hybrid ribonuclease activity
Source: RefSeq, a predicted model, not a curated record
AUGGCAGCUAAGCUACGAUUCAAUCGCAUGAACAAUAUGGCCGAGCACGAAGCUUGUGUUCUUGGUUUGAAAAUGUCCAUCGACAUGAAUGUCUAUGAGUUAUUGGUUAUAGGAGAUUCAUAUCUUUUGAUUCACCAAGUUCAAGGAGGAUGGGCUGUGAAGAACCCAAAGAUUAUACCAUACGUACAAUAUGUGCAGAAGUUGUGCAAAAGAUUUCGUAAGAUCGAUUUCAGACAUACUCCCAAAAUGCAGAAUGAAUUGGCCGAUGCUCUUGCCACCAUCGCUUCGAUGAUUAAACAUCCAGAUAUAGAUUAUAUUGAUCCUCUAGAUAUAGAGUUGAAAGAACAUCUAGUCCAUUGUUCACAUGUUGAAGCAGAACCAGGGGGUUUGCCUUGGUUUUUUGAUAUAAAGAAGUAUUUGGAGUCUGGAACUUAUCCCGAAGAUGCUACGUCCAAUGAAAAGAAGUCGGUACGUUGUAUGGCCCUCAAUUUCUUUUUAAGUGGAGAAAUCCUGUAUAGGAGGACUUUUGAUUUGAGUCUUCUCAGAUGUGUCGAUGCUGUUGAAGCUGCAAAACUUAUUGAACAGAUACAUGCUGGAAUUUGUGGCACGCAUAUGAAUAGGCUCACUUUUUCAAGAAAGGUCCUUCGAGCCAAAUUUGGAAUACCAGAAUCCAUCAUUACUGAUAAUGGUGAAAAUAUCAACAGUCACUUGAUCAGAGAUAUAUGCGAGUAA